AUGGUCCUAUACGGGACAUUUGUAUGGGGCCAGAAUGUGACCCCGAGAAUGGAUCGCUUCGAUUCCCGCGACGCGUCCACGGUCAAAAUCAUUCAUGAAUAUCACCCGGCCUUUCCAGUUUCACCAGGACAGGAGGAUCGCGACUUAUCGCGAACAAUGGGCUCUGUGGUGCUUCAAGUAGGCGCCUUAGAGCUCCUAGCAAGGUAUUCAACGAACUCAGGGAGAGCGACCAGCGUUCUCUCAUCAUUACAUGAAUUCAGAACACAAGAAGUUGAAUUGGCUGGUGGGAAACAGUGGAAUUGGAAGUAUUUAAGGGAUCAAUUUGAUCAAAAAGAUUUAGAAGGACUCUACAGAAAAUACGAUGACAAACUGAGAGAUGUAUUAAUUCAUAUUUAUGUAUCUCUUCUAGUAUUCUUUACGACUGUACACAUCGUUUUAGUUGUGAUAUCUACAUUUUCAGAGCAAAUACAGUCAGAGUCAACAUACUUAACAAUGGGAAUGUACGUUUUGCGUAUUGCAAUACCAGCUCUAUCACUUUGCAAGAAGGUAUAUGAGCCCUUGAAGAAGAAGUGCAAUUGGAUGCCGAUAUUUAUUACAUUUUUUGUUACUUUGCACUUAGUUUUAACAGAUAUCGCUGUGUGCAUCUACAGUUCGUUCGAGGGGAUAUCGUUGAGACCAGCAUACGCAACGAUGGCUUUGCUGUCUAUUUACAUAUUUUUACCUAUGAGAAACAAUUUCCUGGUAAUAAUACUGGGUGUUUUGGUCAGCGCUAUCUAUGUACUGAUCUUUGCUUUCUUCACUUAUCGGCAGAACCCACAGAUCGGUGUUGUCGUAGCAUCAGAUAUAAUUUAUCUGAUCGGCGUAAAUCUAAUGGGCGUGUACUUUAGGCUAAUGAACGAAAUAAUUACAAGACGGUCCUUUUUGGACAGAAGAGCCUGUGUGGAGAGUACGUUAAGAUUGAAAUUCGUUAAGGAUCAAGAAGAACGGCUGAUGAUGAGCAUUUUACCGGAGCACAUCGUAUCCAAAGUGAGGCAAGACAUUAGAAAUAUGUUUUUGGGACUACACACUCGCGACUUAAGUUACACUAUGAGAUCAUUCAAUCAGUUAUACGUCGAAGAACACGAAAAUGUCAGUAUUCUUUAUGCGGAUGUCGUUAAUUACACAAUGAUAUCAACAAGUUUAUCUCCCAUGAGAAUGGUGGAAUUACUGAACGAGCUUUUCGGAAGAUUUGACGAGGCUUCAGAGGAAUACGAUGUACUACGGAUAAAAUUCCUUGGUGACUGUUACUACUGCGUCAGUGGGAUUCCUAAGCCUUCUGUUUAUCAUGCGAAAAACUGCGUUGAUUUAGGACUGGAAAUGAUUCAUAUCAUCAAAGAUGUCAGAGAAAAACGCUCCUUAAACAUAGAUAUGAGGAUAGGUGUACAUUCCGGGAGAAUUCUGAGUGGCUUGAUAGGUAUCAGAAAAUGGCAAUACGAUGUUUGGUCAAAAGACGUUACCAUAGCAAACAAAAUGGAAUCCACCGGAAAAGCUGGAAAAGUUCACGUAACCAAGCAAACGCUAGAACUCCUUAUAGAUUUUGCAAGAGAAUAUAUUAUUGAACCAAAUUUUGAAUCUCAAAAUGAUCCUUUCAUCACAAAAAAUAAACUGGAAACCUUUCUUCUGUCACGACCAGCCAGGCCUCCAGAAUACAAACCCUUCCGUAGAGCAUCCGUUGGAUUUAACAAGAUAAUUACAACUAAAACUUCAACGUCUAGACGAUCGGAUAACAGAAAUUCAACGAGACGAACAACAACGUUCAUGGACGAGAACUUGGUGGAAUAUCAGCAAAUGUUGAAGGCUGCUGACGCGCAGAUGGCAAAGGAGAUCGAAGAAAUGACAAAGGGAAAAGAAUUUUUCAAGAAAGAAUCAAACUUGAACCGAUGUUCGCUAAUGUUCAAAGACUUCCGUCUUGAAAAAAUGUUCCUUUUGCUGUCGGACCCUCUAUUUAAAUAUUAAAUAACAUGCUGUCUUAUUAUUUUAUGCUUGAUUUUAUUGAUCAAUGGAUUAACUACAAAUUGGCUUUAUGAUUUCCAUUGGGUUACUUGGCUGCUUUUUGGAUUCCUUGUUAUCGGACUAAUUAUAAUGCAACCCUUCACGUGGUUCCACUUUUUAUGGACAAAAUACAAAGGAAUCGAUGAACCGAAAAACAAAUAUUUGCGAUAUAUAUAUGACAUUUCUUCAAAUAUAAUAAGAUCUGCUAAAAUAAGAACAAUAAUAACAAUAAUGUAUUUAUUGAUAAGUCUAGGUCUGGCUGCGACUUCAGUAAUUACAGUUGUUGGAUGUUCUGUUGUAGAAGUAGAAUUAGUGGAUGCUGAAUCAGUAUUAUCCAAUUGUGUAUCAUCAUGGCACGUCACACAAUCUUGGGGGCUGGCGCUCCUGUUGAAUUUCCUAUUCAGCAGAGUUUUUUUCAUAUUUAAGUGGAUCGUUGCGGGUGGAAUGACAGUGUUCUACCUAUGGGUUGUUUGGGAAAUCAAAACCUCUCUUUUUGCUGAAGAUGCAACAUGGAAUGUUGGAUUAGAUCCAAGAAUAUCUCAUACUCUCUCAGUUGUAUUCAUUACAAUUACUUUAUAUUUUAUCGAUAGAACAACUGAACACAGAAACCGAUUAGACCAUUUAUGGCAAUUGCAACUAAGUGAGGAGCAACAAGAAGCUGAAACUAUGCUUAAAGUUAAUAAUAUGUUUUUGGAGAAUAUUUUACCUGCUCAUGUAGUUCAGGUGUACUUAAAUUUGAAUAGGUCUAUAGAUGAGUUGUAUUAUGAAAAGUAUGACAAUGUGGCAGUAAUGUUCGCCUCUCUCACUGACUACAAACUGGGCCUAGAAGGUGACGCAGAUAUGAGUGAUAAAUUUGUGUUAAGCAUAUUAGAUGAAGUAAUUUCAGAUUUCGACCGGUUGCUCCUAAUAGGAACAUCGGCUCAUAGAGUUGAAAAAAUUAAAAUGGCAGGUUGGACUUAUAUGGCUGCAUGCGGAUUAGAUCCAAAUAGACGCGAAUCACCAGAUGCUAUAUCUCGUACAUCUAACAGUCCAAAUAACAGUUCAUAUAGUAAAUCCGUUGUGUUAACCAUGGUUGAAUUCGCUGCAGCUAUGAUGAUGCAACUUCAAAAUUUUAAUCGAGGGUCGUUUCAAAGCUAUGAAGGACUCAAUUUAAGAAUAGGUAUCUCACACGGCGAAGUAGCAGCGGGUAUGGUGGGGUCUUUAAAGCCGCUUUAUGAUAUUUGGGGACAUGCAGUAAACAUGGCUUCAAGAAUGGAUUCGACUGGACAAACUGGUAAAAUUCAAGUUACCGAAAAUACAGCAAUAUUACUGGACGAAUGUGACAUUCUUACGACUUACCGAGGAGAGACUUUCGUCAAGGGAGCAGGAUACAUCAAAACAUAUUAUGUUCCACUUGAUGAAAAUUUCAAUUUAAUAAAAAAGGAUCAAAGUCUACAUUACUAUAGGUUAGAAGAUAGGAACCGUUAUUAUAACCUUAGGAAUACGAACUUUGAAGAACCUUAUUCAGAUAAUGACAAUAUUGAAUCAGAAACUUGCGAUUCUACUUUUAGUGUUAGAGAUCUUAGUAUUCUUAGUGACAAUUCUAGUGUUGAAUUGAACGAUAUUUCAAGAAGAAGCUCUUCUACUAAAGAUUACGAAAUAAUUGAAACUCGAUGUUGAUCUAUGUUUUUUCUAAUUUGUAUUAUAUACAACUUGUAAGAUUCAUAAGCAAACAUGUUCAUGGAAAUAAUGGCUUCAUCUGUGAACGGUCAGCCUUACACCACAAUCUCUUGUCCCGGGUGUCAUAAAAAGCAACUAAAGGAUUGACGGGAGACAAUAGUGUUAUCUGAGUAUACUAUACUAUGUAUAAUACCCGCGUAGGGCGGUCACGAACUGGAAUAAAUGGUAGGGCGUAUCGUAAGCCAGCACGGGUGGGUAUCACCAUCCUGUCGAUUUUUACCUCAAAGUUAUCCCAUUCGAACAAUGGGAGAACCAUUAUAAAAUAUAUUUGAGACUUCGAUCAUGUCUCAAGGUGUGUGACGACAUUCUAAGCUUAUAUGAGCUCCAAUAACAACUUGAA
Messenger RNA from Bombyx mandarina (wild silkworm), 4090 nucleotides. Its product is annotated as adenylyl cyclase X E. The record is from RefSeq and is a predicted model, not a curated record. Gene Ontology annotation, biological process: cyclic nucleotide biosynthetic process; intracellular signal transduction; adenylate cyclase-activating G protein-coupled receptor signaling pathway. Gene Ontology annotation, molecular function: adenylate cyclase activity. Gene Ontology annotation, cellular component: plasma membrane. NCBI's taxonomy places the organism in Eukaryota, Metazoa, Arthropoda, Insecta, Lepidoptera, Bombycidae.